AUGUAUAACGAGGCUAGAGACCCCCUCGAACACCUGGAAACCUUCAGAGCCCACAUGACCUUGCAUGGUUUCCCGGGAGAAGUGGCUUGUAUAGCUUUCCCGUUGAUCCUGAAGGGUCUGGCAAGAGUAUGGUUCAAGUCUUUGGCACCCGGGUCCAUAGACAGCUUUAGGGAGCUGGCUCGUAUGUUCCUUACCCAAUUUAUAGCGUGUAGAAGAAGAAAACACCCUGCAACGUAUCUCUUUACAAUCAAGCAAGCAGAAGACGAAGGUUUAAAAGCAUACUUAUCCAAGUUCAAUAAAGAAUGCAUGACUACAAACGACCAAGAUAAGAAGAUAACUUUGGCAGUGCUUUUGGGAGGAGUAUGGCCCCGGUCCCAGUUCAUGGCAGAAUUAGCGAGAACUCCCGCCACUCUACAGGACUUCAUGGAUCAAGUAGACAAGUUCAUUAACCCUGAAGAUACACUCUAA
This is a messenger RNA of Juglans microcarpa x Juglans regia, 468 nucleotides long. RefSeq lists its product as uncharacterized. Bases 1 to 468 code for a protein of 155 amino acids. The transcript has a single exon. Lineage: Eukaryota; Viridiplantae; Streptophyta; Magnoliopsida; Fagales; Juglandaceae. The record is from RefSeq and is a predicted model, not a curated record.